AUGUCGGGUGGUUUGUUGGAGAUUCCGGCUUUCGUCAUUGGAGUGGCGGGUUUGUUCACAUCCUGUGUCGAUGCCUUCGGCUACUUCAAGCUCUACCAAAAUGCGACCAGGGAUAUCGAAAUCAUACUGGUGAAACUCGACAUCGAGAAGGCCAGGCUCAUCAUCUGGGGCGAGAAUGUCGGCAUGCUCUCUGCCGAUCGUCGCAGCCCGCAGCUCCUGGACGAGAGGAUGGCCAAUCUCGUCAAGAGGGUCCUUGAGCAGAUCCACGAGCUCCUGACCGACUCAGACAAGCUGACAACUACGUACGGACUACGCAUCCCAGGCUCCUCCUUCUCACGAGCCGUCGACUACCUCAGCGCCAAGAGCCAACUCAUCUACAAGGCCUCGUCAGAUCGGUUCUGGGUUCGAAACGCAUCACGCCUGGCAGGUUUCACCCGCGGAAGCAGGGCAGCGAGGACGAAGUGGGCCAUCCACGAGAGGGAGAAGUUCCAAGAACUCGUCAACAACCUCGGUCACUUUAUCGACAGGCUAAUUGAACUCAUUCAUGUUUCCCGGGAGAUUCUAGAUCGCGUGGUCGUCGAAGACAUUGAAUCCAUCAUAGAUAUUUCUUGCUUAACCAUUGUGGAAGACGCCACUGAGAGCUAUCCGGUGUAUUUGGAGGCUGCGAGAUCUGCCAAGGCUUUGACCGAGGCUGGAACUCUUGAUCGCAGGACGUUAGAGGAGCACAUUCGCGACCGCAGCGACAUUGAGCCAGCACAAUCCGGACCAACAGAGGGUUCCGAAGGGUCAGAAUCAGAGCUCGAAUUCUGUAGCAGAUACAUUGUGCUGACAAGCCCGUGCCGCACGCGAACGACUGAUGAGCCAUGUGAUGUGCGUUUCCUGGGGUACCAGGUGACCAUGGGGUUAUCUGGACAGAACUAUAGGCCGAAGUGGGAUGUAUCAAGCCAUACCAGAGUCAGCCGCAACACGAUCUGGUCUAUUGUCGAGCGUUCCAUCAACGUCAGCGCGGUUAUUAAGGAGAAGGUUGAAUAUGGCGUGCUGGGAAGUCUUCUGAAACUGGGGACAUCGGACUCCGACAGCGAAGCCACUCCCGAGCAAUUGGCCUUCAUCAAGGCCGGACUCCCCCUCCUCAACCUUUACAUCUACUGCUCGCCUUGCGUGUGUCUGAUUCACACGGCGAUCACAGUGUGCAAGGAAUUGGAGUCUCCAUAUGUCACGGUUCAGCUUCGUCCUGACAGCCGAUUAGCGUCGAGCUGUUGCUCAACGGUCGGCCGGAGCCUCGGCAUGAGGGACAUUGGCGAAUGGAUCAGGACCAACGAAGCCACAGCGACUAACGGCUCAACUCCCAAUGCCCUAGCUAAAUUUCGACCGUCGGUUUAUCGGCAGGUUUAUCGAGCGGGAGCCGGCGGCUACGGUCUACCCCACUGUGAUAGCCGUACCACAAUUAGCAGGGUCAAGGAGACCAGCAAGCUCGUCCCCGGUCGCUUCGGCCGCUAGAAGGCCUAGAUCAGACAGAGUCGCCGGACGCGCAGCGCAACACAAGAGGUAGGACGGACGCUAUCAGCGAGGGCGAGGACAUGAGCGUCGCCGGAAGCGCAUAGCGACGUGUAUUUCGAGAUACUUUAGGGGGUUUUAGGUACGAUAUGGACCACAACGCGAUGACUAGACAUCGUUGAUGCCUUCAAUUGGAAACAACAGCUCCAAAGAAGCUUAGGAACUGCUUCCCAAGGUCGCUCUUCAGAC
This is a messenger RNA of Microdochium trichocladiopsis, 1743 nucleotides long. RefSeq names its product prion-inhibition and propagation-domain-containing protein. The record is from RefSeq and is a predicted model, not a curated record. The coding region runs from base 1 to 1497 and encodes 498 amino acids. The transcript has 3 exons. Lineage: Eukaryota; Fungi; Ascomycota; Sordariomycetes; Xylariales; Microdochiaceae.